GCUCCGGAACCUGAGCCACCCAAGCAGGAGAAGGCAAAAUCUGCCGGCCCAAGCGGUAAGGCUGUGAAGGAGCUUCGCGAGAGGUCGCGUGCUGGCAUCCUGGAUUGCAAGAAGGCGCUGACCGAGUGUGAUGGGGACAUGGAUAAGGCCAUGGAAUGGCUCAAGAAGAAGGGCAUGGCUAAGGCAGACAAGAAAGCAGGCAAUGUGGCCGUGGAGGGAUGCGUUGCCUCUUACGUCCACUUCAACAACAAGAUCGCGGUGCUGGUCGAGGUGAACAGCGAGACUGACUUCGUCGCCAGCAACGCGAUCUUCAAGGAGUUCACCGCAGACAUCGCCAUGCAAAUUGCUGCCAACUCGGAUGUGGCGUACCUCACGACGGAUGAUGUCCCGGCUGCAGAAAUGGAGAAAGAGAAGCAGCUGGAAAUGGCCAAGGACGAUCUCGACGGCAAGCCUGAAAACAUCAAGGAGAAGAUUGUCGUAGGCCGCCUGAAGAAGAAGUUCGAG
Molecule: messenger RNA, 504 nt
Organism: Symbiodinium pilosum
Lineage: Eukaryota; Dinophyceae; Suessiales; Symbiodiniaceae
Source: the annotation of a GenBank genome assembly